Molecule: messenger RNA, 2602 nt
Organism: Anneissia japonica
Lineage: Eukaryota; Metazoa; Echinodermata; Crinoidea; Comatulida; Comatulidae
Product: putative Dol-P-Glc:Glc(2)Man(9)GlcNAc(2)-PP-Dol alpha-1,2-glucosyltransferase
Exons: 3
Coding region: 132-1547 (471 amino acids)
Biological process (GO): protein N-linked glycosylation; dolichol-linked oligosaccharide biosynthetic process
Cellular component (GO): endoplasmic reticulum
Molecular function (GO): dolichyl pyrophosphate Glc2Man9GlcNAc2 alpha-1,2-glucosyltransferase activity
Source: RefSeq, a predicted model, not a curated record
GUCGGCUCGCAAUUAUUCCAGCUUUAGUUCUGUAUAGCGUUCUAGCAUAAACAAUACAAUACAACGGCUGUUGGUUGUUGGUUCUUAGUUGAUCUUGCCUUCUGUUUUAAAUACAUCCUAUACCGAUUAACAUGCCUAAAACCAAGAAGAGAGAGAACAAUUUGGUUAUUUACUUGACUUCAUUGUGCUCUCUUGUACCAACAGUCGCAAUAUUUAUGUGGUUUAGAAAUGUGCAACCGACCGCCUACAUGGACGAGAUUUUUCAUGUACCACAGGCCAAACACUAUUGCAAUGGGUCGUAUGACAAGUGGGAUCCAAUGAUAACAACAUUACCCGGUCUUUAUAUUAUGUCAGUAAUUUUACUCAAGCCUAUUUCGUACCUGACCAAGAUAGAUGUCAAUGAUAUCUGCCACAUUGCUUUUCUACGAGCCACAAAUAUCAUAUUCACCGUGGGAAAUAUUUGGUUACUUUAUUGUCUACAAAAACGAAUAAAUAAAUAUGAAAAAAAUGUUUCUACUUCAAGAUAUGUAAUGACGUCGGUAAAUCUGAUGACUUUUCCACUGUUGUAUUUCUUCACCUUUCUUUACUAUACUGACGUUGCAUCCACCUUUUUUGUGCUUCUCAUGUACUUACGUUACCUAGAAGAGCGCCAUAUACCAUCCGCAUUCUAUGGAGCGUGUGCAAUGAUGUUUAGGCAGACCAACAUUAUCUGGGUAGUGUUUGUUGCAGGGAUCGUUGUAGCAAGAGAAGUUGAGAAAAAUACUAAAUUAGAGAUGUAUAUCUCACAUUCCCUUGUCAUCCAGUCUAUUACUACAGCUGUUAAAUCAGUAUUAAUACACCUGUAUAAAGUCCCAAAUGUUAUGUUUCUUUUAAUUCUAUUAUCACCAUAUUUGUUUUUAAUGUUUGGGUUUGCAGUGUUUAUUUAUAUGAAUAAUGGUAUAGUAGUUGGGGACAGAAGUAGUCAUCAAGCUGUUUUAAACUUCCCUCAAAUUUUCUAUUUCUUCAGUUUCACACUAGGCUUGGGUGCACCAUUUCUGAUCACACCCAGCAAGGUAAUCUCAUUCAUAAAGGCAUGUUUGCGUAAUGUUUUCAUUCUAGGCAUCCUUGUUGCCAUCUCAACUGUUAUCAUCGUGAAUUUUACAUACGUUCACCCGUAUCUUGUUGCAGACAACCGCCAUUAUACAUUUUACGUAUGGAUGAAAAUAUACAGUCGGCAUGAAUUGGUACGCCUAGCGCUCAUACCGAUUUACCUUUACGGGGGAUGGAGUAUAUUUGAUUCACUAGAUACAGAGCCUGGGACGUAUCUCUUUAAGAUAGUGUUUUUUAUAUGCAUUGCUGCAGCAACGGUCCCUCAGAAACUCAUGGAGUUUAGGUACUUCAUAGUGCCAUAUUUACUGACUAGGCUGCAUAUGUCUACUGGUAGUUACUUGCAACUUAUUACUGAGUUUAUUCUCUACCAAGUGAUUAAUUUCAUUACUCUCUUUUUAUUUGCAUACAAACCAUUUACCUGGCCUAACUCUAAUGACAUUCAGAGGUUUAUGUGGUGAAAUGUAAUGUAGACUGUAGGAAUUGUUACUUGCACCAGUCUUAAACAAAACUUUAAUUAGGUGUAGAGAAAUACUGUUUACUUCAAAUCUUCUAUUUUCCCAAUUAGAUUUUUUUUUUACUGUAAGAUGUGUCUAGAUGGUGGUUGAACCAUGUGUGUACCACCACUAUUGUGUACAUGAACAUGAAGAUUUAGCAUUUCUUAUUAAAUGUAUUUGAAAUCUUAUUUAAACUAGUGUUUCUUUCUACAUUACUUUAUAGCCCCGUUCCGCAACCUUUUUAGCCCACAGCCCAAAUUAAAUGUCAAGCACUCAGACGCAAACCGUCGGACCUGAAGGACCAAUUAAUCACCUGAAUUUCAUUGUAAAUUUAUUGAAUAUGGUACUAUUUUUUUGAGUUUGAGUGAUUAAGUCACUAAAUCACAUCCAGGUGAUCACAUCCAUCGUUUUAUAGGUGCGAGGCUAGCGGAGGUCAGAGCAGAACCAUGCCAACUUGAUCCUUUUGUAACCAAUUGAAAGAUACUACUUAAUUCAUAAAAGAUUCUUCAUAUCACCCACAAAAUAUAUUAAAACUUCCUCAAAAUGAAAUUAAUACAACUUGGAAUUACUCAUAUAAUUGUUUGCCCCACCAGACGUGUUAUCGUAAUCGGUACCUUCCCAAAUACUUUUUUAAAAAUCGCAAGCGAUUCGGGAGACUUAUUGAACAUGAAACUAUUAUUGACAAUGCACGCAUUUGCCACACUAUAAUUAUGCACGUUUGUUUACUGUAAUUUUUGUUUGGUUUGUCUGUGAACCAAACGUCUGGUUGUGACCCACAUGUUGCUGAACGAUGCUUUUUAGUAUUAUAGUAAAGUAUUCAUUAUGAAUAUUUUGUGAUUUAGAUGAGGUGGGUGUUAAGAAGAUUACCUCUGGUAGAAAAAUAGUUUUGCGUAGACAAAUAUUUGUUACCUGCGUAUAAAUAAUUGGAAAUUAGCUUGCUGAUUGCUGUGUUUUUGUUUUAGUUUUUUUGUUAAAAAAAAACAACGUACUAAAACAUUUCCUGUAUUAGACUAGUAGUA